AUGCAUUCUGACAACAAUCUACCAACUGUUGAAUUUAUCGAUCCGAUAAUUUCCGCCGAGAUACUAGACAGAAUUGAAGAUCCUGAAUUGUAUUCACUUGUGAAUGAGUUUAUGAUUCAUGGUCCAUGUGGAGGUGAAAAUAUGAAUUGUCCAUGCAUGGUGGAUAAAAAGUGCUCUAAAAGCUUUCCAAAACAAUUAUGUAAUCAUUCGUCUUUUGAUCAAAAUGGUUUUCCAUUAUAUAUGCGAAGAAACAAUAGUCAUUUUGUAGAAAUAUUGGGUGUUAAGUUGGAUAACAGAAAUGUUGUUCCAUACAACAAAUAUCUAUUGAAAAGAUAUCAGGCACAUAUUAAUGUUGAAUGGUGUAAUCAGGGAUCUUCAAUAAAGUAUUUGCUUAAAUACACAAAUAAGGGUCCUGAUAGAGCGACAGUUGCUGUUGUACCAACCAACAAUGAAUGUGAAAAUAAUGAUGUUGUCGAUGAAAUAGCUGAAUAUUACGAUUGUAGAUAUUUAUCAGCAUGUGAAGCAUCAUGUCGAAUUUUUAAAUAUGAUGUUCAGUGCAGAUAUCCUUCUGUGGUCAGACUACCUUUUCAUCUUCCAAAUCAACAACAGAUUGUAUAUGGUAAAGACGAUGAUAUUGACAAUGUUCUGGACAAACCUUCUGUUGUUGCUUCAAAGUUCACAUCUUGGAUGGAAUGUAAUGUAAUCGAUAGUGAAGCACGAAUACUUACAUAUGUUGAAUUUCCUAUAAAGUUUGUUUGGAUAUUAAAUGGUCGGUUUUGGAAGCGAAGGAAAGUAGGAAAAGCCAUUGGUAGAAUUCAUUCGGUUUCACCUAAUCUAGGGGAAGCAUAUUUCUUAAGGAUUCUUUUAAAUAAAGUAAAAGGUCCGACGUCAUUUGAUGAUAUUCGCACGGUAAAUGGUGAAACACAUUCUUCUUUUAGAGAUGUUUGUUAUGCACUCGGGCUAUUAUAUGACGACAAGGAAUACGUUGAUGCAAUUAAAGAAGCAAGUCAUUCUGGAUCUGGUUUCUAUCUACGCUUCUUAUUUGCUACAUUGUUAAUGUGUAAUAAAUUAUCACUCGGUGUAGAUGAACUUAAGAACUUAACUUUGUUCGAAAUAGAACAAAUUUUACUUCGAAACAACUCCACUCUCAAAAACUUCACAAAGAUGCCAUACCCAGAUGUUGAAUCUGUUUCUUCUUCAAACAAUCAACUUAUCACCAAGGAGCUAGAUUACGACAUUCCUGUUAUAAAGAUUAACUUUGAUCGUAUGUUUCUUGCAUUAACAAAUGAGCAACGUAACAUUUUCCUUAAAAUCAUGAGUGUUGUUAAAGAAAAUAAAGGAGAUGUCUUCUUCGUUUAUGGUUAUGGUGGAACGGAUAAAACUUUUUUAUGGAAGACAAUAUCUGCAGCAAUUAGAUCUGAUGGUAAUAUUGUUUUAAAUGUUGCUUCAAGCGGUAUUGCUUCCUUAUUAUUGCCCGGUGGUAAAACAGCACACUCUCGAUUUAUACUUCCAUUUGAACUUUCAUAG
This is a messenger RNA of Lactuca sativa (garden lettuce), 1527 nucleotides long. RefSeq lists its product as uncharacterized. Gene Ontology annotation, biological process: DNA repair; telomere maintenance. The record is from RefSeq and is a predicted model, not a curated record. Gene Ontology annotation, molecular function: DNA helicase activity. NCBI's taxonomy places the organism in Eukaryota, Viridiplantae, Streptophyta, Magnoliopsida, Asterales, Asteraceae.